Molecule: messenger RNA, 672 nt
Organism: Suillus clintonianus
Lineage: Eukaryota; Fungi; Basidiomycota; Agaricomycetes; Boletales; Suillaceae
Exons: 4
Coding region: 1-672 (223 amino acids)
Source: RefSeq, a predicted model, not a curated record
AUGAAUGAAGACGAUCCCCCUCGGAAGAAACCCUUGGAAUGGCUGAAGAAAAGUCGUCCAGAACCUGCCGGUGAUUUGGCAGAGGAGAGAGGCAGGAGGGCAGCUAAUGAUAAGUCCUCUCUCUCGCCUUCAAGUAAUGCAUCUCGUGGACGAUUCUCGCGGUUGGUUCCUAAGUUACUCCGCAGGGCGAACAACCGUUCUGCUCAAAGCGCUCGACAGUCUCCGAACCUUGAUUCUACAACUGCAACUUUCAAUGCACAGGAUCUUCUACGCUCUCAGACAAGCCAGGAUCCUUCAUCACCCAUAGCUUCCACUUCCGAACCGAAUUUUGACCAGUCCUCCAAUGCAGAUGUUGCAAAGGCCCAUCAUCAGGUCGAAUCGCCGCCUGAUAUGAAGUGUGUGAUGGAAAAGCUCGUGCAUGCCCAAACAGGUGUCACAGGCAUCAGCCCUAUUCAAGAAAUCGUUCAAAAUAUUGCUUCAGUGUCUGACAACCUACAAGCUGUUCCUGAUAUGAUCAACACAUUUUCCAAAAUACUCGGACCAUUGAAGACAUUCAAUUCCGUUGCUAAUGGGCUUGCAGAUGUAUGCGUGUCUAUUUCAUUUUCGUACGCGACUAGGCAAUGUCAUGGGUACCCAGGCUAUAUUGUUAAAAUUAAGCUUAACCAUAGCUAA